Messenger RNA from Mirounga angustirostris (Northern elephant seal), 1966 nucleotides. RefSeq names its product acyl-CoA binding domain containing 5 (gene ACBD5). Gene Ontology annotation, molecular function: fatty-acyl-CoA binding. The record is from RefSeq and is a predicted model, not a curated record. Gene Ontology annotation, cellular component: peroxisome; cytoplasm. Lineage: Eukaryota; Metazoa; Chordata; Mammalia; Carnivora; Phocidae. Gene Ontology annotation, biological process: fatty acid metabolic process; pexophagy.
UCUAGUGGCUCUGGGGCGGGGCUGUGGGGAGGGCGCCGACUGACCGACGGACCCCGCCGGGAUGGGGAGUGUGGCUGCUCCGCCAGGGUCCUGCGGGUGGGAGAGAGGCUCCGCGACCACGGGUGUCCGGAGCCCCUCCGUGUUGUGCUAGAGAUGCUCUUCCUCUCGUUUCAUGCAGGCUCCUAAAGCUGGUGCUGCUGCUGCCUGAUUCCAGCCGACAGACCUUGGGACCGGGACUGGGGCCGGCGCUGGCGGCUGGAGAUGGCCGACCCGAGAUCCGUGCACGAAACCAGGUUUGAGGCGGCGGUGAAGGUGAUCCAGAGUUUGCCGAAGAAUGGUUCAUUUCAGCCAACAAAUGAAAUGAUGCUCAAAUUCUAUAGCUUCUAUAAGCAGGCAACUGAAGGACCCUGUAAACUUUCAAGGCCUGGAUUCUGGGAUCCUAUUGGAAGAUACAAAUGGGAUGCUUGGAGUUCAUUGGGUGAUAUGACCAAAGAGGAAGCCAUGAUUGCAUAUGUUGAAGAAAUGAAAAAGAUUCUUGAAACUAUGCCUAUGACUGAGAAAGUUGAAGAGUUGCUACAUGUCAUAGGUCCAUUUUAUGAAAUUGUAGAAGACAAAAAGAGUGGCAGAACUUCUGAUUUAACCUCAGUCCGACUGGAGAAAAUCUCUAAAUACUUAGAAGAUCUUGGUAAUGUUCUAACUUCUACUCCAAAUGCCAAAACUGUUAAUGGUAAAGCUGAAAGCAGUGAUAGUGGAGCUGAGUCUGAGGAAGAAGAGGCCCAAGAAGAAGUGAAAGGAGCAGAACAAAGUGAUAAUGAUAAGAAAAUGAUGAAGAAAUCUGCAGACCAUAAGAAUUUGGAAAUCAUUGUUGCUAAUGGCUAUGAUAAAGACAACUCUGCUCAGGAUACACAGAAUGACAUUCAUGCCGGUUCUUCCUUGAAUGGCAGAAGUGCUGAAGAAAUAAAGGCUGUAGAUGAAAACUUGGAGCAAACUGGAAAAGAUGCUGUCUGCAUUCAUCAAGAUAUAAAUGAUGAUCAUGUUGAAGAUGUUUCAGGAAUUCAGCAUUUGACAAGUGAUUCAGACAGUGAAGUUUACUGUGAUUCCAUGGAGCAAUUUGGACAAGAAGAGUCUUUAGACAGCUUUACAUCAAACACUGGACCAUUUCGAGAUUACCUGGAUGUUGAUCCCAAUCAGCCCUUGGAAUAUUCUGCUUUUCCUGAAGAAGGAUCUCCUGGAAAAGGCAACAUUGGGGAAAUGCAGGUGGUAGCAGUUGAAGGAAAAGGUGAAGUAAAGCAUGGAGGAGAAGAUGGCCGGAGUAACAGCGGAGCACCACACCGUGAGAGACGGGGUGGAGAAAAUGAGGACUUCUCUAACGUCAGAAGAGGGAGAGGGCAUAGAAUGCCACACAUGAGCGAAGGAUCCAAGGGUCGGCAAGUAGGAAGCGGAGGUGACGGGGAGCGCUGGGGCUCUGAUAGAGGGUCAAGAGGCAGCCUCAAUGAACAGAUUGCUCUCGUCCUCAUGCGCCUGCAGGAGGACAUGCAGAACGUCCUUCAGAGACUUCAUAAACUGGAAACACUAACGGCUUCGCAGGCAAAAUCAUCAACAUUACAGACCAGUAAUCAGCCUCCCUCACAGAGACCAUCUUGGUGGCCCUUCGAGAUGUCUCCUGGUGCAUUAACUUUUGCUAUCAUAUGGCCUUUUAUUUCCCAGUGGUUGGUGCAUUUAUAUUAUCAAAGAAGGAGAAGCCUGUAAGGUUGAUACUGGGCCAUCUAUCCUGCAACCUGGAGGAGGCUGAGAUCUGGGCCAUCUAUCCUGCAACUUGGAGGAGGCUGAGAUAAUAAGGCCAACAUCUGGACCUAAGAACUUAGACCCCAGUCAGAUACAGUGAAUUCAAGUGAACUCUGAAAACACUACCCCUCUCUUUAUACAAUUUGUUUACAUGGAUUAAUAAAUUUCCCUUGUUACUUAA